CAGUUCAUAGUAUGAGUAAAGGCAGGUGAGCGAAUACUUUUGGUAAUAUAGUGUAUGUCGGAGGAGAUGCAGCAGGACGCCGUGGAGUGUGCCACGCAGGCCCUGGAGAAGUACAACAUCGAGAAAGACAUCGCUGCAUUUAUCAAAAAGGAGUUUGACAAGAAAUACAAUCCUACCUGGCACUGCAUUGUUGGGAGGAACUUUGGCAGCUAUGUGACUCACGAGACCAAGCAUUUCAUCUACUUCUACUUGGGCCAGGUCGCCAUCCUGCUGUUUAAGUCCGGCUGAGGGAAAAUGCUCUCCCCAACUCCAACUGACCAUAAAGUACUGACUGAUUAAACAGAAAGGCUCUAUCAUUCCUGGUCCAGGGCACCGCCUUUUUUCUGUGCUGCUUUCUACUUUGUUCUUCUGUUUUUGAGAGAAAAAAAAAAAAAACAACAACGUGGCCAUGUAAGAGAAAUGAAACA
This is a messenger RNA of Myripristis murdjan (pinecone soldierfish), 467 nucleotides long. Its product is annotated as dynein light chain 2, cytoplasmic-like. Lineage: Eukaryota; Metazoa; Chordata; Actinopteri; Holocentriformes; Holocentridae. Gene Ontology annotation, cellular component: cytoplasmic dynein complex. The transcript has 2 exons. Gene Ontology annotation, biological process: intraciliary retrograde transport; motile cilium assembly. Bases 55 to 288 code for a protein of 77 amino acids. The record is from RefSeq and is a predicted model, not a curated record. Gene Ontology annotation, molecular function: dynein intermediate chain binding.